AUGGCCCCGGCAGCGCCAUCGUGCGACCCGCGGCUGCUGCACCAGCGGGCGCGCAAGAAGCGCAACUCGCAGGCGUGGCGCCAAAAGCAACUCAUGACCAAGGAGUCGCUCCGCGCUGAGAUCACCGACCUCGAGCGCCACAUUGCCGGCCUCCACAUCGUGCUCGCCUCGUGCCCGCAUCGCGCGCACAUCGUCGAGGUCUCCCGCAAGUAUACGAACCUCAUGGCCGAGAAGGCGUACCUCGAGCGCGAGAAUGCAAUGCUGCACAUGGCCGUCGAGCGCCGGGACCUCUUUGUGCGAGCGGUUCAGCCCGCGAUUCCGCGCUUUAACGUGGCCGACACGCGGCUCCAAGACAACAUGUUCCUCCUCGACCACGUUCAGCGCGUCUUGCGCGAAGUCACGACGACGAUCCCGGCCGCGCUCGCCCACGGGCCGCCCAUGACGGCGGUCGUGGAUGGCUGGCGCGCGCUCUUUGUCGAGCAAGGGCUGCAACUGACCUUCAAGCUCGAGCGCACGGUCGGCUUGCUCCACCUCGACGACGUCCAGCGCAUGAGCGAGUACCACUGGGCGCAGCGCAACCACAAGGAAACGUACUUGUUCAUCAACACGAACGCCGCCGACUUUACCGUCAUUCGGCAGCCGCAGCGGGACCUGAGUGUCGUCGAGUGCGUCCUCAAGACGCCGAGCGUGGUGCGCGUCAUGAUUCAGUUUCAAGUGUACUUGACCAACGGCUUUGACUAUUGCAUGAUCAACCUCUCGCCCGACCUGGAGCGCGUCACGACCUUUAUGAUGAUUUCGGUGCGCGUCAUCGACGGCCAAGUGGUCACGACGGCGAGCGGCCGCGGCACAGCGGUGAUCGAGCUACCGCACCCGUGCCUCAUGAACCUCCUCGUGUCUCAACUCGCGCAGUGGGAAAAUGCGCUUCGCUCGCAUUACGGCCACCCCGCGACGACAGACCUCUGAAUCUGUACAGCAUCUGUGUAGGCCACCGAGCUCGUCAAGUACAUGUAUGCUACACGUAUGUAGCACAGUCCUUAGCCAUAAACAACAUUGACGUGUCAUGUGUCA
This is a messenger RNA of Saprolegnia parasitica CBS 223.65, 1068 nucleotides long. RefSeq lists its product as hypothetical. The coding region runs from base 1 to 963 and encodes 320 amino acids. The transcript is spliced from 5 exons. The record is from RefSeq and is a predicted model, not a curated record. NCBI's taxonomy places the organism in Eukaryota, Oomycota, Saprolegniomycetes, Saprolegniales, Saprolegniaceae.